UCCACCUCAUUUUACAACAGUGAUGAGAAGAAAUAGAAAUCUGCAGUUGCUUGAGCUUAACAGCUCUAUCGACAUUACAUAGCCAUCUACAACCAUGUUGAUAGAACUGGUCCUACGUAUGCUAGCACAUGAUCCUGGUUAUCAAAGAUGUAGUUAUCAUAGAAAGAAAGCAGAGAUAUCAGAUUAGCAGAAGAUUUUGACAUCUCACAUACAAUUGACGUUAACUUCUACUGUCCGAACGAGUAGUAGUUCAGCGAACUGAAACGAAAUGAGGACGUGUAUUUAGACAAUGUUAAUGCCUGAUUCGUGUGCCGUAGUGUGCUCUGAAAGCUUUAUAAAGUAAACUUUUGAACCGCAUGUCUCCACAGGCUUUGUUCUCCCCUGUGUAUCGACACUUCAUCAAACUACUCGAACGACUUCCACUAAAUUUAUGCUAUGAAGCUAGAGAUAUCCCAAGUUGUACAGGGGUGUCGGCUGGGAGCGCUGACGGGACUGGGAAAGACAGCCCAGCAUUCUCUGGAAACUCCUGGAUGCUUGCUGUACACUCGCUGUGGCUCAGUGCCUCAUUUGACUCAAGACACUCUACACACUCUGACCAGCCUUCCUGCCGUCACACAACUGACUCUGGCCACACUAGCAGAACAUCAGGAGGUGCUGGAGGAAUUUAAAGAAGGAGCAAGGAAGUUUGCAGGCCUUCAUGAUACAGUGGUGUACUGCUCGCUGCACGACCCAGCGGCCCCCAACCCUCCAGGUUACAUCACAAACAAGACGGUGUCGGUGUGGGGGAGCGGGGGUAGGAUCGAGCUGACCGUGGCUCGGUACAUGGCCCUCCAAGCGGCCAUCCAGCCGGAUUGGUACCAGAGCAUGGCUGACGGAGAGACAGGCCAGGAGAACACCUCGCGCAAGAGGGUGCGAAAGGCAGUGGACCGAACCCUCAGCCAUCUGGACGAAUGUCUCGUCCUCCACCAGAAAAUGCAGGAGCUGAAGGAGGUGGAGAUCUUUGGGGUGGUGGAGGGGGGAGACGUGAGGGAGGAGCGACUGCGGUCGGCGCGGGAGACGGCCAAGCGGCCAGUCACGGGCUUCGUUCUGGAUGGCUUCCAGUCGGGCGUCAUGGGGGCCGACCUGCGGAGCCAGCUGAUCGCCGCGACUACAGCUGAGCUGCCCCAGGACAAACCCAGGCUGCUACAGGGUGUGGGCCGCCCUGAUGAGGUCCUUGACUGUGUGGAAGCUGGAGUGGACCUGUUUGAGAGCUUCUUCCCUUACCAGGCGACGGAGCGAGGCUGCGCCCUCUGCUUCGACUUCAACAUAGAGCCCGACCCAGAGAGAGCAGGUACCAGGACCCCCACAGUACUCAACUCAGACAAGGAGGAAAUCAUUACAGGAGAGCUGCUGAGAGAGAAUGGUGACGGCAGCGGUGAUGCCCCGGGAAAGAUGACGUGCUUUGAGAAGGACCUGAGAGACAAGAGGUACCGCGAAGACUUCCGUCCGCUGGUGCUCGGCUGUUCUUGCUACUGCUGCCGCAACCACCAGAGGGCGUACGUGCACCACCUGCUGGUGACCAAUGAGCUGCUGGCGGGGGUGCUCCUCAUGCUGCACAACACUGCCCACUACCUGAGCUUCUUCCAGGCGCUGCGCCGGGCACUGGCCCAGGACCGACUCCCUGACCUCAAAAAGCAGGUGCUUCAAUGUCACCAGGGACAGUAGUCCUGUCACAGGGAUGGCACCACUUUCACAGGGACAUGGAUCUUAUCUGAGUCUGUUCUUUUUUUUUUAUAUAUAUAUAUGUGUAUAGCAGAUGACCUAAAAUACACUUUCCAACUCAGCCAAAGACAUUCACCUGGGAUGUUGAUUGUGAAACUUGUUUCCGUACACAGUAUAUGGCGCUAAAAAGACUUAUCACCCCAGCCUAUUUCACAGAGACAAAGAAAAUGCCAUCGCCAUUGUUGUCCUAAUGAGAGUCCUGGUAGGGUUGGCAUUUGGUGAUUAAUGUCUCUGAAUGCUUGGGAGAUUUGGGGACUUUGGGGAAGAUCUUAGUGUCAACGUGCCCCUAAUCAAACUGUCUCCAUUCAUUGUAAAUGCUAGGGUGAAACCAUAGACCCAUGUGGGACCACAGUUUGGAAGUGUGCUCUCACCUUGAAGCAGACUAAUUAAUAUUUUGCUGUCCCUGCACAAAGAAUGACCAGCAUCAGCUGUCUGCCCCCUGCUGUAUAAUUUAGUUUUGUUUGGUGUACCGCGAAGACCAUGUUUAGAAAAGGUUUCACCAGCAUCUCUCUUUAAAUGUCAGUCUGUGCAGGACGAUGCUCCUGCGCUCCUGUUCUCCUGUCCUUCCUUUUGUCUGUCAAAUUGGCCCUCAGGCUUCUCUAAAUUUAGCUCCAUUUUGUUUUUUAGCUGCGUCCCCCCCCCCCCCCCCCCCCUUAAAACACUUUUCUGCAUUUCAUUAUAUUUGUAUGCAACCAAGUAUGGACCCUUAUUAAAAUGUGACUUUUAUUUGUCAGUAGUCCUCUUUUUCUGUCUGGUGUUGAGUCUGGAGGGUAUCACAGGGCCAGUGACACUGAAGCCAUUCUGUCAGCACUUGUUGCGGCUGCUUUUCGACAAUCUCGGCUGAUGAGACGGGGCACUUUGUUGCCAAUUUUGCACCAAUACCUGCUGUGAGCCGAAUGAAUGGACGUUUGACAGGAUCUUCUGUGAAUGGGGCCUGAGAUUGCAAGCAUCAUAAAGGAAUCAUGAGGAAAGUGGCGCCUCACAAUGGCGUCUCCAUAACGAAGCAGAGGACUUCAGGCUCUAAUUUUACCCGCUGGGCAAGAGGCAAUAAGCUUGUCAUGAGCUUCUUGCUAGUGACAAUGAGAGAUAGUGCCUCAGUAUUUAAAGGCUUUGUGAAAAGGUGUGUGUUUGUAUGUGAGCACACAUGUGAAUGUAUGUUCGUGUAUGUAUGUGUGUGAGCAUGUGAGUGUGUUUGCCUGUGUAUGUAUCUGUGAGUAUGUAUAAACGUAUGUGUGAGAGUCUAUUUGCUUGUGGGUAAGUGUAUGUGCUGGUGCAGGUAUGCACACUCACACAGUGGAAGCUAUAUUGCUGCUUCAAGAUGCUGAGUGACCGUUUGCCAUAUUUCUGCUUUAAAAGUGGCCGCCGCUCCAUGACAUGCUCCCAGCAGGUGGUCGCCACUGCAUGUUUUAGUCAAUUACCGACAGGGAGGGUGUGAGUAAGAUCAUUAAAAGUUUCCCUGGCUCUCCACUCUCCCUCUGCGAACUUCACUUUCCUAUUUUUCCAGGCUUCAGUCACAAGAUAAAUGAGAAGUCUACUGCCCAGCUAAAGUGAGCGAGCUCUAGAGGAAA
Messenger RNA from Clupea harengus (Atlantic herring), 3329 nucleotides. It is a transcript of the gene qtrt2, whose product is annotated as queuine tRNA-ribosyltransferase accessory subunit 2. Lineage: Eukaryota; Metazoa; Chordata; Actinopteri; Clupeiformes; Clupeidae. Bases 436 to 1704 code for a protein of 422 amino acids. The record is from RefSeq and is a predicted model, not a curated record. The transcript has 8 exons.